GCGGCGCGCCGGGCCCCUCAGCGUCCGUCCGCUACCCCUGUGAAGGUUCGGUUGGUUUGGCCCGCGCUGCCUCCUCCCGGCGGCUGCGCCCCUCGGCCCGGCCGCGCUUGGUGCCUCCCGGGAGAACCAGGUCACCCGGCGCUCCCGGGAAAACAAAAACAAUCGGCGGCGCCGCCGGGACAGCAGAGCGCGGCGAGCGGUACCGGGGACGCGGGGGGCCGGGUGCCAUGGCGCGGGCGGGCAUAGGCCGCUUGGGGGUCCUCCGGCGCCGAGGCUAGCGCGUCUGCUACCCCCGCCGCCACAGCUGUAGCCGCCUCCGCCGCGCGCCUGGGGGACGAGGAGCGGGACGCGGCCUCGGCCGGGCCCGGGACGCCCGGCGCCGCCGCCGGCAUGGACCAGUGCGUGACGGUGGAGCGCGAGCUGGAGAAGGUGCUGCACAAGUUCUCGGGCUACGGGCAGCUGUGCGAACGCGGCCUGGAGGAGCUCAUCGACUACGCCGGCGGCCUCCGGCGCGAGAUCCUGCAGAGCCACGGCCAGGAUGCUGAAUUAUCAGGGACACUUUCGCUUGUCUUGACACAGUGCUGUAAAAGAAUAAAGGACACUGUUCAGAAAUUGGCUUCAGACCACAAGGACAUCCACAGCAGUGUUUCUCGGGUUGGAAAAGCCAUUGAUAAGAAUUUCGAUUCGGACAUUAGCAGUGUCGGCAUAGAGGGCUGCUGGCAGGCAGACAGCCAGCGGCUGCUGAAUGAGGUCAUGGCAGAGCACUUCUUCCGACAGGGAAUGCUGGAUGUGGCCGAGGAGCUCUGCCAGGAAUCUGGUCUUUCUGUUGACCCAAGUCAGAAAGAACCAUUUGUGGAGCUAAAUCGAAUAUUAGAAGCAUUAAAAGUCAGAGUUCUGAGACCUGCUCUGGAGUGGGCGGUAUCAAACCGAGAAAUGCUCAUAGCCCAGAACAGCUCUUUGGAAUUUAAGCUACACAGACUGUAUUUUAUUAGCUUGUUAAUGGGUGGAACUACAAAUCAGCGAGAAGCAUUACAGUAUGCUAAAAAUUUUCAGCCGUUUGCCCUAAAUCAUCAAAAAGAUAUUCAGGUUUUGAUGGGCAGCCUGGUGUACCUGAGACAAGGGAUUGAGAACUCACCAUAUGUCCACCUGCUCGAUGCAAACCAGUGGGCGGACAUCUGUGACAUCUUCACCCGGGACGCCUGUGCCCUGCUGGGGCUCUCCGUGGAGUCCCCCCUCAGUGUCAGUUUCUCAGCAGGUUGCGUGGCGCUGCCAGCUCUAAUUAACAUCAAAGCCGUGAUUGAACAGAGGCAGUGCACUGGAGUGUGGAACCAGAAAGAUGAAUUACCCAUUGAAGUGGACCUCGGUAAAAAGUGCUGGUAUCACUCAAUAUUUGCUUGUCCCAUUCUUCGUCAGCAAACGACAGAUAGCAAUCCACCCAUGAAAUUGGUCUGUGGUCAUAUUAUAUCAAGAGAUGCCCUGAACAAAAUGUUUAAUGGUAGCAAAUUAAAAUGCCCAUAUUGUCCAAUGGAACAAAGUCCAGGAGAUGCCAAACAGAUAUUUUUCUGAAGGAAUAACUUUAGCUUGCAGUUUGUAAGUGAAACUGAAUUGCAGGCGCAUUUCAGAAGACAACGUUCCAUUUAACGCAACUAACCAAGGACUCCCAUGUUUAUAUAAGCUAAUGCUCCGGAAACUUUGCCAACAUUUUAGUGUCAACACACUGAGGGGAGUGCGCCAGAUGAAUAUUAUCAUAGGGCUUUAUUAUACUCUUGGUCUUCAUUUCUGAUCAAGUAAAUACACCAGCAGUUGUCAUUCAAUGCAGGUUUUUGUACUUAAUUCUAUGGUGAUUUUUUUUACUCUUUAAGAGCAGAAACAGAAAUUGACCUCCCUGCCAUGUGUUUAAUAUUUCUCCAGCUUUUACUUUUGUUGUUUUCUUGAUAAUUGUAAGCCUUGAGGAUGUUUGUGAAGAAGUUUUAUUUCCUGUUAUGUAUACUUAAUUAAAUGAAAAUUCUUCAGAAACAGUUUGAUAAAUUGAAUUGUGGUUAUAAACUAAUUUGCCUUAUUUUUAUUUUUUUUAAUUAUUAUAUAUAUAUAUAUAUAUUUUUUUUUUUUGGCUAAAGGAAGAAAGCUGUGAUAGGUUUCACAUUUGCUUUUUGAUGUUUUCCUCUGCUCCGCCGCUCACUGAGAAGUCAGCACACCUGCAUUUGUGCUCUUUCUGUUGCCCCACGGGCUGCCUGUUUAAAAUUCCAUCAUGGAUUUGGCAGACUGGUGUGACAAGUCUUCCUCUAGAACAGAGUGGAAAGAGUACUAUUAUUUCUUUGCUUUUAUUGCCAAGAGGUGCUUGUUUUAAAAGUGUGUUCAGUAAAAUGAAAUUCUGAAGUUAGAAGUAUUCUUAAGUUGAUAAUUGCUCUCUCGGUCUUGGUAGCCCUGUUCUCUGAAAUCUGCCUUCAGAACUUGGCUGUCUGUUGCAUUUGUAUAUCAUUGCAGACACAGUGUUGUGUGUGCGUGUAUAUAUAUAUGUGUGUGCACCAGCAUCAAACAUUGUGCAUCUGGAAGGGAAAGAAGCAUGUUCCAGUCCAAAAAUGCAGUUACCAAACUUAUCACUUUAAAUCCUUCUAGUUAGAAGCUAGUAAGUUUUCUGUACUGCAGAAUAUGUUUAUUGCUGUUUUUGUAUUUGAAUAGUAUAAUAUUAUAUUCAAUGCCUCUCUUCUGCAAAGUGUAUCAUCUCAUUGACUAUGAAUCUGUAUAUUUAUUCCAACGGAUACAGAUAAUGAUCUUUUCUCUUGUGAGGUAUGUUCGUUUGAUGCACUGUCCAGAAUAGCCAUGUAUGAGAGGCUUUCUCUGUACGAUGAACUGCGUGGGAAAGACCAAUGUGGACAUAAUUCUGACUUAAACCCACGAGGUUACUUCACUACGAGAAGAAUGUUAUGUCAAAAUCACCAAAUAUAUUGAGAAGAAUGUCAUGUGGAAAUCACCAAAUAUUUUGAAGCCGUAUUUCAUCUGACAUGGAAUUGAACAUCAAUAUAGGAAAACUUUCAUGAGACAAUGAAAAGAGAACACAAAAGCAAAGAGAAAUGUGACAUGUCACCUUUCAAACUACAGAUUGACUUAGUUUGGGGGAGGGGGAUAACAGACUUGGUGCUGAGUUGAUUAGAAGCUGGCAGUGUUUGCAAUAGUAGACCAGCCUGGAUGGGUUGUCCUGAAAUGUUUCGGAGGGCAAGGAUUUGUUUGUGAAUGACAGGGGCACUGCAGAAAAGCCCUAGUUAAGUUGGGGGGCUCUUGUGUGCCCAGUGGGUUAGCUAGAAAUCGUAAGUGGCCUGGCUUGGAGUGUUUGCUUUAUCCAACCUCAUGGCGACAUUUGCUCCAUGUUUUUGCUUCAUGGUGGAACCAUCUUUAAAGUUCCAUCUUGACUAUAGCCCUGAAGGAAGAGAGCAGAGAGAAGCUCCUUGGUCUCCAAAAGAGAAGAUAAAGAAUUCUAGGCAAUACACUUGUUGAGGGUAUAAAACCUGGUUUAUUAUGUUUUGUUUCAUUUCAUUUCUCUCUUGACUUAAAACCCUGAGUGUCAUCUUUUUUUACACUUUUUUCCCCUAGGCCAAGUUUAGUUUUAUUCACAACUUAUUCUCACCUUUUCACCUCAAACACCUACACAACACUUAAGCUUUUCACGUAAGGUUUGAACAAUGCAGACACUGCUCUAGAGACUGAUAGUCAAUAUUUUUGGAAGCCAGACACUGCAAAUGGUUAAGUCGGACCACUUCCAGGGACAAAAGCCAGAGGUCUGCUUGUCCCUCUCCCAGAACCGGGGGUCCUCCUCGUCGUCCCACUGUGCAGGGUCAGGGCCCCAAAUCAGAAACUUCUGAUCUAACAAUUUAACAUGAAAAUGAUGUCUUCUGACCUUCUUUAACUAAGUGCAUUGACUUAAAGUUCUUUGGAGACUGAAGGUGAGGGAGAGGUGGAUUUAAAGAGACCAGACCAUAACUGAAGGUGUUGAAAUACAGUGCACUGUCCUCCCUCCUGAGAAACACCCCUACAAAUGGUCUCUGUGCCCGUAGUGCACCGGUGCUCCCCUCGUCGGCAGUGCGAGAGGGUGCUGUCUGUCUCUCUCGGCUUCCAGUUGGAAAAGGUGCAGGUACAGCCAAGGUUUUUUAUAGUCAGAACCAGUUACAGUAACAGUGUACACUGAAGACAGAAUUUCACAGUGGUUUCUUAAAUUUCUUUGGGAACUGUUUCCACUUGUCGAGGACAGAGGCCAUGGGACUACCACGUUCAACCAGUAAAACCUUACUGUCGCAUGCUUAGGUUCCAGCUUAGGGCAUGUGCGUGUCCAAGUACAGGGCUCAAGGUCAUGGUGAUCUUUUCCCUCUUCGUGUGUGUAAUCAUCGCCGAUGCCAUUUUUGUUUUAGUGGUGAUUAUAUUGAGCUUUCUAAUACAUAAAAGAACGGGUAUUGGUGCCUCUUGAUUUUAAAAUUUUUAAAGUAAAGGGCCACCUCAUUCAUAGGGUGUGUGAGUAUUCUGUGAGUGUGUGAGCAUAAAUUGAAGAUAAGAAAGUUAUGAAGUGAAUCUUUUUUGAUUUUCCUGUAGCAGCUGAUGUAUACAGAGACAUAAACCCCACGCUGAAUUGUGCAGGGAAAGAGGAGCCUUUCCCCCCCUCUCCAUGCAGUCUUGCAGUUUCAGUGUAGCGUUCUUCACACUGGGGCUUAUUCCCACCUCAGCAGUUUCGGGACCGCGGCUACUGCAAAAACCAGGAGCUCUUGGUUACCCACACAAGACAAGCCGCUGGUGGACUCCACCAGCUGCUGGUUUCCCUGAUUGAGUGGACCGACAGCCAAGCUCAGUCCGUUUAGUCAGCAGACUCGGGUUAUUUUCAGGGAAGGCGCAGAGACACGGCUUAGGUAAUUGAAUCACUUGGGGGUGUGAGAUGAAGACAAAAGUCAAAUACCUUUCUUUACUGAACUCGGUGGAACCAGAAUGCUAUGGUCUCGAGAGGAUGUUAGCAAGGAGCCGUGGAAGGUCUGGCGCUUCACAAACCCACCCAGCCGUGGUGGGUUUUAUGGGGACAACAGUGCUUACCAUAAGCAGGUACACACUCCGGGAACUGUCCUUCUUGAACCAAAAAUAGGCAGGGAGACAAGUGUAUUUUAAUAGCAGACAAGGCAAUUAGUUCUAGGGUGAAUUUUCCACUGUUGAUUUUACUUCAAGAGGUAGGGAGAGAAACAAAGCUUUGUUUUCAAAACAUUUUCCUCCACAGUAGCACAGUAGCUGUAGCAGGCAUAUGCUUCAUUGACUUCCAAAGAGGCAAAAGCAGCUUGAGUUAGUGUGUAGCCCAUGUUUGUUCCAUGCUGUGGGUGAGGAUCUACAUACUUAUUUUAGCAGCCACAGUGUUCUCCAGCAAGGCACAGUUGGGGUUACCUAAGAUUUAGUGCCUGAUUUUUCUUUUGGGAAGGGGUGGGAGUGAAUGUU
This is a messenger RNA of Choloepus didactylus (southern two-toed sloth), 5457 nucleotides long. RefSeq names its product required for meiotic nuclear division 5 homolog A (gene RMND5A). The coding region runs from base 391 to 1566 and encodes 391 amino acids. Gene Ontology annotation, molecular function: protein binding; ubiquitin protein ligase activity. The transcript has 9 exons. The record is from RefSeq and is a predicted model, not a curated record. Lineage: Eukaryota; Metazoa; Chordata; Mammalia; Pilosa; Megalonychidae. Gene Ontology annotation, cellular component: nucleus; cytoplasm; GID complex. Gene Ontology annotation, biological process: proteasome-mediated ubiquitin-dependent protein catabolic process.